UAUUUCCGACUGCGAAUUCAAGACUUAAGAUCGACCAGACAGGUGCCUGUAUUACCUCGGAGUGCCUUUAGGGGGUUGUGCCCUUCGACAUCAUGUCACACAUAACACACACUGAGUGGUACCCAGUUAGACAGCUCUCAGCUUGUCAAGGGCAUGAGUUUGCCUUGAUCAUUCUCAACCAGCCAAUUCAUGAGGGAAAUUUGUUCAAACGUCUUUGGACCCAAGCGGUGACCCGUGUUGCUGCCGAUGGAGGAGCCAACCGCAUAUAUGAACUGAAUCAAAAAUCAAACCGGGAGCGUCCCUCGACCGUUGUUUACGAUAAAGACUAUUACGCAAAUCUGAAUACAAUCAUUGGCGAUCUAGACUCUCUGUCCGAUGAAGCCAAAAACUUCUUCCUUUGGAAGAAAUGUGCCAUCAUUCACAGCCCUAGCCAAUAUUCUACCGAUUUCACCAAAGCUGUCAGUUUUGUCCGCGGCAGGUUCCCAGGCAUGACCAUCAUCUGCAAAGGCGGGCUAGGCGGACGAGUUGAUCAAGGACUAAGCCAACUACACCACCUAUACAUGUUCCAGACCUCUCCCACCUACGCAGAGGGCAAGAUGUUUUUUCUUUCCGGCGAGAGCUUGACUUUCCUUCUCAAGGCAGGAAAGCAUUCUAUCCACGUACGUGAGCCCAGUGCCAUUCCGGGAAAUUGGGCUCCCUUGAUAACUGAUCUAUUUGCUAAAUACGUCGGCAUCAUCCCUGUCAAGGAGCCAAGUAUCAUAACAACCAAAGGUCUCGAGUGGGAUGUCGAAAAUUGGCCAACCGAGUUUGGAGGCCAGAUGAGUACUAGUAACCAUGUCCUACCGGAAACACAAAUUGUCGAGGUCGAAACUACGAAAGAUGUGCUCUUCACCAUUGCGCUCAAGUAAGUAGUGGAGGUGGACUGAUUGCGGUUAUCUUUUGCGACAGCAUCUUUUUCUCCUGCGAUUGAUUUUAUACAUAGGAAGACUAGAUAUAGAGCAGGCCGCGAGAACGUCGGGAAUAGACUACCUUUAUGCCAACUGUGGCAUGCAAGGAGUGCAUUGGCCCUUCACUGAAGCAGAGCCAGGAUUUAUUUAUUCAAGUAGACAUUAGUUCAACGCAAACUUGCGCUAUAUGGGAUAAAGUGGGC
Messenger RNA from Hypoxylon fragiforme, 1150 nucleotides. Its product is annotated as thiamine pyrophosphokinase. Gene Ontology annotation, molecular function: thiamine binding; thiamine diphosphokinase activity; ATP binding. The transcript has 3 exons. Lineage: Eukaryota; Fungi; Ascomycota; Sordariomycetes; Xylariales; Hypoxylaceae. The record is from RefSeq and is a predicted model, not a curated record. Gene Ontology annotation, biological process: thiamine metabolic process; thiamine diphosphate biosynthetic process. The coding region runs from base 93 to 908 and encodes 271 amino acids.